AAUGCAUCCAUACAGUGGCAAAUCUUACUUCCACUUUGCUUGUUCACCACAUCAUUUUAAAACUGGAGAUGAUAUUGGACAAGGAAGCCAAGAUAACUCAUGAACAAUUUGCCACUCAGAUAGAGGUGUGCCUUGGGUCAGGUGAAGGGCCUAAUAAGAAAGUGUGGAGUAAAGGGUGGGGCCUCAAUGAUGCAUCAACGGAGUUUUGCUACUUUCCUAUCAUUCAGUUGCGGUCAACAAUCACCAGUUAUGAUUUGCAAUUGACUGCAGAGUCAUCCUCAGACACCAUUGCACAUAAAGGCAUCUUCCUGAUUGCCAUUGGUAUGUGAUACAAGUAUUGCUGGGCCAAUCUUGGACAGGGUAUAAUUGUCGACCCUUUGAAGAGCAAGAUGCAGAGGGAGAUCAAGGAUGGCAUUAGUGCACAUGAAGUAUAU
Molecule: messenger RNA, 434 nt
Organism: Suillus subaureus
Lineage: Eukaryota; Fungi; Basidiomycota; Agaricomycetes; Boletales; Suillaceae
Exons: 3
Coding region: 69-329 (86 amino acids)
Source: RefSeq, a predicted model, not a curated record